CAAAAAGCCAUUCCAUUUUGCCGUUUCCCUCUCAAAACACCGGCGCUACAUUUUCUCUCUCCCUUAACUCCCAGGGUUUCAAAUUCUCAAAAUUUUUAUCUCAAUUUUUCGCAAUCUUUAGAUUAGUAAAUGGCGAACAUGAAUUUGAGCGAAGGUGCAAUAUCAAAGAUAACAAGCGGAGGGGCAACAGCAGCAGAACUGAAGCCAACGCUGCAAGUGACGGAGCUGAAACAAGUGCAAACCAAACAGCCGCAACAGAGUGAACGUUUCCGAUUGAUUUUAUCCGAUGGGUCCCAUUUGCAACAAGCAAUGUUGGGUACUCAGAUUAAUCACUUGGUUAAAGAUGGAAACUUGAGACCUGGUUCUGUCGUUCAGUUGAUUCAGUAUACUUGUACCACUGUUCAAGGCCGCAUGAUUAUUAUCAUCCUGGAAUUGGUUGUGAUAAUUGAAGAGUGUGCUAUCAUUGGAAAUCCGGUAUCAGCACAAAAGACUUUGGGGCCUUCACAUCCCUCCACUGAUCAACCAGUUAGCAGCCCAGCAAAUCCUCAAUCAUAUGGUAGUGGUUCACCUGCUGGUGGGAUGGUUGAAAACCCAAAUUUGAAUGUGUCAUCUCUACAAAACCCUAGAAUGAAUCAGUUACAUGGCAGUUCUCAUCCCAGCAGUUAUGAUUCAGGAAGAUAUGUUACAACAAAUGCACCUCCAUGUCACCUGAAAGCAGAACCUGGUUCUGGGCUUCCUGGAUCAGCUUCAAUGAAUAGGUCAUACAAUGAGCAGAGUGCAGGCUUUUGCAACCCUAGACCAGAAAUUCCACAGACGACUGGCACCUAUCCCUAUCCCCCCUGUCCAGCCUAUCAACAACCACCUCCAAUGUACUCUAAUAGAGGACCAGUGGCUAAAAAUGAAGCUCCCCCCAGAAUUAUGCCAAUUUCUGCCCUCAAUCCAUACCAGGGAAGGUGGACAAUUAAGGCAAGAGUGACAGCAAAGGGAGAGCUGAGGCACUACAAUAAUGUUCGUGGUGAUGGGAAAGUGUUCUCUUUUGAUCUUCUUGAUUCUGAUGGUGGAGAAAUUAGAGUUAUCUGCUUUAAUACUGUGGCCGACCAAUUUUACCACCAAAUAGAAGCUGGGAAGGUUUAUUUAAUUUCCAGGGGAAAUUUAAAACCUGCUCAGAAGACUUUUAACCACCUUCACAAUGAUCUAGAAAUCUUUUUGGAGAGCAACUCAGUCAUCCAACCGUGUUUUGAGGAUGAUGACGCAAUACCAAGGCAGCAAUUCCAUUUUCGUCCCAUAAGCGAAGUUGAGGGGAUGGACAAUAACAGUGUUGUGGAUAUAAUUGGUAUGGUGUCUUGUAUUACUCCUGUGGCUUCAAUAAUGAGGAAAAAUGGUACUGAAACUCAGAAGAGAACCCUGCAGUUGAAAGACAAUUCAGGCCGUAGUGUUGAAUUAACAUUGUGGGGAAAUUUCUGUAACGCAGAAGGACAAAGGCUACAGAAUAUGUGUGAUUCUGGUGGUUUUCCUGUUCUAGCUGUUAAAUCUGGUAGAGUUAGUGAUUUUAAUGGAAAGGCAGUGGGGACUAUCUCUACAAGUCAGCUAUUUAUAGAGCCUGAUAUUCCAGAGGCUCGCAGGCUGAAGGAAUGGUUUGAAAAGGAAGGGAGGAACACCCCUAGUGUCUCUAUUUCGAGAGAACUGUCAAGUGUUGGUAGGUCAGAGAUUCAUAAAACUAUUUCUCAAAUCAAGGAUGAGAAGCUAGGGACUUCUGAGAAGCCAGAUUGGAUCACUAUCAAUGCAACUGUGAUAUAUAUCAAGGCUGACAAUUUUUGCUAUACAGCUUGCCCUAUCAUGGCUGGUGAUCGACCUUGCAGCAAGAAGGUUACAAACAAUGGAGAUGGGAAAUGGCGGUGUGAGAAGUGCGAUCAGUCUAUGGAUGAAUGUGAUUACAGAUACAUACUUCAGCUCCAAUUGCAGGAUCAUACUGGCAUUACAUGGGUGACUGCAUUUCAAGAGAGUGGUGAGGAGAUUAUGGGUAUAUCUGCUAAAGAUCUGCACUUUAUGAAAUAUGAAAACCAAGAUGAUGAGAGUUUCUCCAAAAUUCUUCGUCAAGUUUUGUUCAGUAAGUUUGUUAUCAAGUUGAAAGUAAAAGAGGAAACAUUCAGUGAUGAACAGCGUGUAAAGUCCACCGUUGUCAGAGCAGAAAAGGUUAACCAUUCAUCCCAAUCUAGGUUUCUUUUGGAGAUAAUGGAAAAGUAUAAAUCAGGAAAUUCUAUUCCUUCUGCCUCCAAUGUAGAAUCUAACUAUCCCAAUUCUGGUGCAAAUACUGGAAUUGAUAGUAUUGGCAGCAGGAUAGGUGGAUCACUAAAUUCUAACCAAGUGGGGAAAAGCAGCUUUGCCGCUAGAGAAUUUGGUUUACAGACAAAUCAAGUGGGUCAGUACGGAAACCAGUUUAGUGCUGGAUAUCCUACACAUAAUCUUUCUUGUAUCAGCUGUGGUGCUACUAGUCAUAGCUCUGCUAAUUGUCCUUGUACCAUUAAUGCUCCAAGGCAGUCUGCAGGUGGAUUUUAUGCCAAUCAACCGUCUUCUUUGGCUGGCAGUGCUGGUGCUGGAGGUGAAUGCUAUAAAUGCCACCAAGUCGGGCAUUGGGCGAGAGACUGCCCCGGGCUAAAUAAUAUUCCUCCAGCUUAUGGUAGCACCGCAAUAUCCUCUGGGAGGUUUGGGGGUGUUUCAAGGUAACAGGUUGGUGAGAUCUGAGGUACCUAAGAAAAUAAGGCAGUAAGAAUUUUGUAACAUAUGGUGUCUGCUUUAUGAGAUAUCAUAAAAUGGGCGAUGGAUAGCUUUUUGUCUUUGUUGUUUGGGUUCGGGUUCAGGUUUUAUGAGCCGUCCUGUACAGAAGAAUGUCUGGAUCACGAAUGGCAUCUUUAGUGACAGCUAUAUCAUCUAUCCCAAAUUAGAUCAUUUGAAUUUUGUGUUUUCAUCUUCGCCUUCUCCAUCUUUUACAAAUAGUUGUUGUAUUUAUUAUGUUUAGCUUCUUCUUGAUACAAAGUUCUCUAAACCAACGAUGCAUGCCAUGCCAUGCCCGUUUCUGCCUGAUUAA
Ricinus communis (castor bean) is the source of this 3085-nucleotide messenger RNA. RefSeq names its product replication protein A 70 kDa DNA-binding subunit E. Gene Ontology annotation, biological process: DNA replication; nucleotide-excision repair; meiotic cell cycle. The transcript has 2 exons. Lineage: Eukaryota; Viridiplantae; Streptophyta; Magnoliopsida; Malpighiales; Euphorbiaceae. Gene Ontology annotation, cellular component: nucleus; DNA replication factor A complex. Gene Ontology annotation, molecular function: single-stranded telomeric DNA binding; damaged DNA binding; zinc ion binding. The record is from RefSeq and is a predicted model, not a curated record. The coding region runs from base 130 to 2724 and encodes 864 amino acids.